Molecule: messenger RNA, 1479 nt
Organism: Penicillium arizonense
Lineage: Eukaryota; Fungi; Ascomycota; Eurotiomycetes; Eurotiales; Aspergillaceae
Exons: 2
Coding region: 1-1479 (492 amino acids)
Molecular function (GO): zinc ion binding
Source: RefSeq, a predicted model, not a curated record
AUGUCUGCCCCAACUCGACAAUUUCACAAGUUGUGCAUCGGUCAGAAUAUGCCAGAUACGGCCCAAGUGAGACCUCGCGCGGGGCCGCCGGACCCUUCCGACGACAGUGACCAGGGCAGCGAAGCCUCGUCGGAGGGGAGCUCCGGUGAAGAAGGGGUGGACGAGGAAGAGGGGGAUGAGAGCACUGACGAAGACGAAUCCGAAUCAACUCACGAGGCCGUCCGCGCACCAUCUGGGAUUACCUACGACCUGAGCGAACUAGAAUCCGAGUCUCAAGCCAGGGCCUUGGUGGGCUUGACCAGUCAUUUCGAGGUGAACUGUCGGGUGACUCCCACCGGACAUGACCUCCAGCUGUUGGAUCGGCCACAGGUGCACGUUGGCUCUGAGGCAACCACUUGCACUUGCUCUGUCUUUAAGGAUCACCCAGAGGAGCCGUGCCAGCACAUCUUUUGGCUCCUCGAUCAACUGCACGGCUGCUUCCUCAAGAAGCCCGAGUCGACAGAGGUAGCACUGGCUUCAGACGGACGCCCGCACAACCUGCCGCCUAUUGAGGGCCUUCUCAAGGGUAAUCUGGAGGCAGUUGCGAAGCAUCUCAAAUGGCAGUACCUACGGGAUGAGGGUAACAGUACAGGUAGAGGAAUGACGCGAACAGAAAAAGUACGGGACAUCCUCUCUGCCUUUAGCAAAAAGACUCUUCCGGAGGACUUCCGCCAGGACUUGACAGAGACGACUGAGCAGGCAAGGACAGCAGAGGCUUGCGUGGUACAGGGCGAUUUCGAGGCAACAAUGUUCCGGCUGGGAGUGCACGACGACGGGGUUUUCAACAGUCUGUGCAAAGCGAUGCCUGUCGAGGCUUGUGCAGCCAUCUACUUCGACAAAGCGAAGGAACACUCGCGACGCCUACUUGAUGACUUUGACCGAUACUGCCAAACAGGCGAGUUGCCCGCAGAGCCCGUGGGCCCAAGUCUGGGUCUUUUUGAGCCUCACGAGAUUGUCUCGCAACUGCAGCGUUUAGUAUUCCGCAUCAUAACCAACAUGUCCGCACGCGCACCACACAGCUCCGAAGCCGCCGUCGAAGCCCUCGUUUUGGUCCUGGACUCAGUCGUCGGUCGCAAUUAUGAUCCUCUUUUAGGAAAUCGUUUAGGCCGGGACUCUUUCAACGGCGAGGAUGAGGACCAGCGCAAUCUGUUCCAUUUGCUCAUUGGGUCGGACGAACUUGAAUCGGAUCCAGACGCGCGGCACUUUGUUCUCAGCGCGCUUGAUGAAUUGCCGCCGUCCGACCUCCACCCUGUCGCUGGGCCGCUGCGCGGCAUCCUCAACAAGAUCGGUCCCGAACGACGUGCCCCCAAGCUCUUUCGCCUUCAUCUGGAAUCGAUAGUUCGCAUCGCUGAAUCCUACGUUCCAGAUACUACAACUGGAGGACAAAAGCGGCCGGCCGGCAAUGGGAAUUCAGGAGGUUACUCGAAACGAACCCGAUGA